AUGGCUGGAAUACUUCCGGUUGAACUCAUACUGGAUAUUUUGUCAUGGCUUCCUGUGACGAGCCUUAUGCGAUUCAGGUGCGUUUCAAAGACAUGGAAAUUUCUUAUAUCCAAUCCUUACUUGGUGAAAUUGCACCUUGAGAAGUCCUCCAGAAACCCACACAUCCUCUUAAUGGCGACACAGAGAUACCAUAAACCAUGUUUUGUGUCUCGUUUAUGCUCUUUACCUUAUUUAAUCCAAAAUCCUGCACCCUCUUCUUGUGGUCGUACUUUGCGAUGCCCCAAACCUUAUAGAUAUUUAUUCGGUUCUUGCAAUGGUUUGCUUUCUCUACGUAACUCUGUCUCCACAAAUAAGUAUGAAGAGCAUUGGGUCUGCUUUUGGAACCCUGCCACCAAAAUUUUCUCCAGACCUUCACCAAGAUUGCGUCUCAAUUUCGACAGUUAUGAUCCGCUUUAUAUUAAUUUUGGGUUUGCGUACGAUGAUCGGAGGGACAGUUACAAGGUGGUUGCAAUGGUUUUGGAUUGGAGUAGAAAGCAAACGAGUGUGUGGGUUUACUGCAUGGGUCACGUACGUUGGAGACGUACUAUAAUGAGCUCUCCGUUUUUUCUCCCUUGUGACAAUAAUGGAUACUCUCUGAAUGGCACUGUUAACUGGAUAGGAUUUUCUUCUAAUGAAUCGAAGCUACACGUAUUUUCGUAUGAUCUAAAUAACGAUACUUGCAGAUGUUUUUCGCUGCCUGAACUCGACACGAAAAAUUAUUUGUUUAAAUCAAUGGGAGUUUUGAAUGGUUGUCUUUGUGUUUUCUUAGAUAUAGAAAAGACAAUCAUUGCUGUAUUUGCAUUGAAGGACGUUCGAGACGAAAGAUCUUGGAGUCGGUUGCUGAGUCUAAGUUAUGAAACUCUGAUUAUCUCUCAUUAUUUCUAUCACCUGCAGAUUUUGGGCAUGUUGGCCGAUCGUCUGUUGCUCGCAUAUUCAGAUUGGGAUGCUUACAAUAUCAUCUUUACCUUUAAUUUGAAGGAAAAUAAAAUAGAACGUACUCGAACUUAUCACAACAAGUUUCUCACUCGCAUCUUCUCGUGUAACUAUGUUUCAAGCUUGAUUUCGUCUAUUUGA
This is a messenger RNA of Vigna radiata var. radiata (mung bean), 1113 nucleotides long. RefSeq names its product F-box/kelch-repeat protein At3g23880-like. NCBI's taxonomy places the organism in Eukaryota, Viridiplantae, Streptophyta, Magnoliopsida, Fabales, Fabaceae. Gene Ontology annotation, molecular function: protein binding. The record is from RefSeq and is a predicted model, not a curated record. Bases 1 to 1113 code for a protein of 370 amino acids. The transcript has a single exon.